AUGAGUUUAGCUACUCCAAAAUUGUCACCUGUUCUUCUCAAUACAAACAAUAAUAAUAAUAAUAAUAAUAAUAAAUCACGAACAUCAAAUGGAAAAGAUUCAAAAUUAAAUAAUAUUAAUAAAAGUGAAUCUAUUAACGAUUCAACAAGCAAACAAAUAACUAAACCUUUAUAUUAUAGUGACGAAUCUGAUGAUGAUGAUAAACCAUUGGCAAUAAAAGUAGCUAUUACUAAUGGUCGAUAUUCAAUGAGAGAUUCAAAUAAAACACCUACGAUUAAAAAAGAGGCUAAAGUUGAAUCAACACCAAUAAUAGAUUCUAGAAAAAGAUCUUUAAUAAAAAAUGAAGCAAGACCAGUUGUUAAACAAGAAGCUAAAUCUGAACUAACAUCAUUUAUUAUUAAAAAAGAAGAAACACCACCAAAACGUAAAAAUCUAAAUAUAGAUUCCGAUGAUGAUGAUCUUCCAUUGGCAAAGAAAGUUAAAAAUCAUUUAUCUACUAAAGAGAGAAAAUCAAAUUCUACAACAAGAAUUAUUAAAAAAGAAAAAAAGUCCGAUAUUAAACGAUCAUCAUUAACAACAAAUAUAAAAAAAGAAAAAUUAACACCAAAUUCAUCACCAAUCAAACAAACAAAUGGAAAACGUAAAAAGAAAGAAGAAGAAGAAGAUAUUUGGGAAUGGUGGAAAGAAGAAAAAUAUACAGAUGGUAGAAAAUGGACAACACUUGAACAUAAUGGUCCAUUAUUUCCACCACCAUAUGAACCAUUACCAAAUAAUAUUAAAUUUUUUUAUAAUGGUAUAGAAAUAAAAUUAAAAGAAGAAUCUGAAGAAAUAAUGACAUUUUAUGCUCGUAUGAUUGAUCAUGAUUAUACAAGAAAAGAUAUAUUUAAUAAUAAUUUUAUGUCAGAUUGGAGAAAAUCAAUGACACAAUCUGAACGUGAAUUAAUAAAAGAUAUUAAAAAAUGUAAUUUUACACAAGUUGCUAAUUAUUUUAAAGAACAAACAGAACAAAGAAAAUUAAUGAGUAAAGAAGAUAAAAAAAAAUUAAAAGAUGAUAAUGAAAUAAUUCGAAAACAAUAUGGAUUUUGUAUAUGGGAUAAACAUCGACAACCAGUUGGAAAUUAUAAAAUUGAACCACCAGGACUUUUUCGUGGUCGAGGUGAACAUCCCAAAAUGGGUUCUCUUAAAAAACGUAUUCAUCCAGAAGAUAUUAUUAUUAAUAUUGGUAAACAAUCACAAAUACCUAAACCACCUCAAGGACAUCAUUGGAAAGAAAUUCGACAUGAUAAUAAAGUUUCUUGGUUAGUUAUGUGGACGGAAAAUGUACGUGGAAAUAAUAAAUAUAUUAUGUUAAAUCCUUCAUCACGUGUUAAGGGUGAAAGAGAUUGGCAAAAAUAUGAAAAAGCUCGAAAACUUCAUAGAAUUAUUGAUAAAAUACGUGAAAAUUAUCAAAUUGAUUGGAAAAGUAAAGAAAUGCGUAUACGUCAACGUGCUGUUGCACUUUAUUUUAUUGAUAAACUUGCUCUCAGAGUUGGAAAUGAAAAAGAUGAAGAUGAAGCUGAUACUGUUGGUUGUUGUUCAUUACGUAUUGAACAUAUUCAAUUAUUUGAUAAUACUGACAAUAUUGGAGAGAAUAUUGUACAAUUUGAUUUUCUUGGCAAAGAUAGUAUCAGAUAUACAAAUAAAGUCAGUGUUGAAUCACGUGUAUAUAAAAAUUUAAAAUUAUUUAUGGAAAAUAAAAAUGGUGAUGAUGAAUUAUUUGAUCGUCUUACAACAUUUGGUCUUAAUCAAUAUUUAAGUGAAUUAAUGGAAGGUCUUACAGCAAAAGUCUUUCGAACGUAUAAUGCUUCAAAGACACUUCAAGAUGAACUUGAUUCAUUAACUGAUCCAAAUGGAUCUAUACCAGAAAAACUUCUUGCUUAUAAUCGUGCUAAUAGACAAGUUGCUUUACUUUGUAAUCAUCAACGUUCUGUACCAAAAACAUUUGAAAAAAGUAUGGAAACACUUAAAGCAAAGAUUGAUGCAAAAAAAAGUGAAAUAGAUGAACAAAAAAAUGAAUAUAAACGAUCAAAAAGUGAAUAUAAAAAUAGUAAAAGUCAAACAUCUCAAAAAAAAUUGGAACAAUCAGAAAAAAAAUUACAACGUUCAGAAGAAGCAUUAAGAAAACUUGAAGUACAAGCACUUGAUAGAGAAGAAAAUAAAGAUAUUGCACUUAGUACAUCUAAACUUAAUUAUCUUGAUCCACGUAUUAGUGUUUCAUGGUGUAAAAAAUGGGAUGUACCUAUUGAAAAAAUUUAUUCAAAAACUCAACGUGAUAAAUUUCGUUGGGCUAUUGAUAUGGCAACAUCUGAUUAUCAUUUUUAUAAUUAUGAAGGUGAAAUUAUUUUACGUAACGUUGAUGAUACAAAUAAUGAUGAAGACUGUGAUCAACAAAAUAAUUCAGAUGAAGAAUAA
Messenger RNA from Rotaria sordida, 2451 nucleotides. The record is from the annotation of a GenBank genome assembly. Lineage: Eukaryota; Metazoa; Rotifera; Eurotatoria; Philodinida; Philodinidae.